GUUCAGCCAUGAAAAUCCUGAUGGUAGUGAGCGCUGUCCUGGGCGUUGCGGCUGCCCAGAACGCCCUGCCCUACAGCGGCCUGGCCUACUCGGUGCAACCGGACGCGGCCAGAUACUGGACCAACUUAGCCGCCCCUUAUGUCAAAUACGCUACUACCAUCUAUAAGGACAUCGCUGCCAACGUCCCGGCAGGUGUCCGCCUCCCGGACGAUGGUUUCAGCACCAAGUUCGACGGCAAAAUCCCCGUCUUUCCUAUCGAGGGCUCGUUUAGUUACGUGGACCUCAAUGGUGUAAAACAGACGGUCGACUACGUUGUGGACGAGUCCGGCUACCGCGUGUCUGGCACCAACCUGCCGGCGGCUGCCGUCACCGACGUGAAGACGCCCGCCGACGCUGCUGCUACCAAGAACGGCUACCGCAAGUAACACAGCACUCUACCGAUCGGCGAUACCCCUGAGGUGUCCACCGCCAAUGCUGAACACGCCCGUCCGUACAACGCAGCUGCUCUCGGUGUCUACCCUCAGACGUACGCUGCCUCCGGCGCUUCCGUCACGUUCCAGGGCACGUACGG
This is a messenger RNA of Pollicipes pollicipes, 571 nucleotides long. RefSeq lists its product as uncharacterized. The record is from RefSeq and is a predicted model, not a curated record. Bases 9 to 425 code for a protein of 138 amino acids. The transcript has 2 exons. NCBI's taxonomy places the organism in Eukaryota, Metazoa, Arthropoda, Thecostraca, Pollicipedomorpha, Pollicipedidae.